Molecule: messenger RNA, 612 nt
Organism: Scutellospora calospora
Lineage: Eukaryota; Fungi; Glomeromycota; Glomeromycetes; Diversisporales; Gigasporaceae
Source: the annotation of a GenBank genome assembly
AUGACUUCUCAAGAGCAAAGAGUUUUAGAGUACCAAGAUUCUUUUGAAGACUCUGAAUACCUAGCGUUCUUACAAAAAACUGCGCAACAAGCACAACGUCUUCAGGAGAUUCAACAACAAGAGAAUUACGAAAUUAUUUCACGGGUAGAGGAUCCAGCUACGUAUCCAUCCGAAAUCAAACGCAUUAGAGAGGAAUUACUCGAAGCUAGUGUACAACUUUUAUAUAUUUCAGAGAGCGAGGAACCAUAUGAGUUUAUAUUUAUUCCAAACGAUCAAAUUACUUCUCUUCCAACCGACAACGCGAAUUUUGCAAAUUUGAUUAAGCAAUAUAAUAUGAAUAUAAUGACAGAAGACGAGGAAACAAUAGGAGAAAAUCAUGUCAUGGUAUUUCAAGAGUUUUUUGAACCAUUUACUGGUGCUAAUGCACAGGAUCCAUAUGGUCAAAAAGAAGGAUAUAAAGAAUUACAAAAAAUUGUUGAAGCAACCUUUGGCGGCAAAGACAAUGUAAGAAUAUAUAAAAUUGGCGAACAACGCAGAGUUGGGGUAUAUAUUGUUGGAUUGGUUAAAGGCAUUGGAAUGGCUGGAUUAAAGACUAUGAGCAUUGAAACGUAA